Bursaphelenchus xylophilus (pine wood nematode) is the source of this 3572-nucleotide messenger RNA. The record is from the annotation of a GenBank genome assembly. NCBI's taxonomy places the organism in Eukaryota, Metazoa, Nematoda, Chromadorea, Rhabditida, Aphelenchoididae.
AUGAGGGCGCCGCUGAAAGGGUUGUUGUCAGCAAUCGGGCAGAAUUAUGUGGACUUUUUGAUUAAGUAAGGCGCUCAUGUCACCUAAAAUAAUGUUGACUGUAAUGCCCAAGAUGCGAUGCUCCGAUUUGGAUGAAAAGUGACGUGCAUGUUUAACGAGCCUCUAAAUUAAUCCUUGAAACCUUUAGAUCAAAGAUUUUAAAGCUCGGCUAGAAUUUUAACGUUCCUUCAAAACGAAAUUUAAAACGAGAGAGCAUGAAAAACGAAGAGAGACGGACAGAAAAAAAAAAUUUUUUGGCUGUUUCUUUUCAAAUAAAGCAUCAAGUAUUUCUUAUAGGGCUCUAAUCUAAAUUUUGACCAAGUCUCAUCGAAAUCUGAGCAUUACAUUUACCCCCUUCCAAUAUACAAAAUCUAUUUUUUUGCUGUUAAUUCUUCAAAUUCAGCUACCCGAAACUCUUCGUUAUCGCUCCAAUUAUCGUAACUGUCGUUUUAUCGACUGGUAUUUCCAAGUUCCACAUUAUCCGAGGUGUCCAUUUCUUAUAUUCUCCUUCCGAUGCUCCUUGGAUUGACGAAGAAAUGGCUGUAAAAUCACUUUGGGCCCAAAAUGAUGACAAAUUCUAUCCUGGAAAAGAUGUUUUGCUACGUAACGGCAUCUUUUUCAUUAUCAAAGCGAGGGAUGAUGGGAAUGUAUUGAGUGCCGAGAACAGUUUAGAGAUGAUUUCGAUUAUUGAUGCCGUCAAAAAUUUUACCUUCUUGACUAAAAAUGGAGAUGAGUAUCAGUAAGAUUUCACAACAAUAUAAAAUUUGGUUAUUUCAGAUACCAAAAUGUCUGUUUGCACUUUCAAAAUCAAUGCUUUUCGAAUACCCAUAUUCGAAUAUUGGCGCAGAUCUUUGCCGAGAGUGAUGAGGCAAGAGAACAUACCGUAAUCAGGGUUUUAAAAUGAUUUAGAAGCACCUGAAUGUGACCUAUCCCCUGUUCUCGUCCAAAUUCCUCACCGAACCAAUCGAUCUGAGCUCUGUUUUGGGGGGCGUAAAAGUCCAAAAUGGUCAUGUUUCCGAAGCCAAAGUUUGGAUUCUGGCCUAUCAAUUGAGACAGAAGACCGAGGAAUUAAAGAGAUUCUCAUCGUAAGAUUUUUUGGAUUUUUUACAAAAAAAAAUUAGAGAAUUCAUUCACCAGUUGCCGCAAAAGAUCGAUCAACUGAAUUUAACACACCUCAAUGUUUAUCACUUCCAUUCCGAGACAUUUGAUGAUGAACUCGCUCAAAAUGCCCUCAGGAUGCUCCCAAAGUAAGCCAAAAUGUCUUUCUGCACUGUGCAGUCACAAACUUCUCGAUUUGCACAGUGCGGCAAAUAAGUGGAUUGCACUGUGCAAAAUUGUCAUUCCGCAAAAGAAAUAAACGCACCCUACUUUUACUUUAACAGGCUUUGAAAUAUAUGUAUACGUGAAUACAGUAGUGAUGAGAUAACUUUAGAUUUUCAAUCACCUUUACAAUUCUCAUCGUUUUCUCGGUGAUUUGCACCUUCACCUUAUUCGAGACCCCGGAUGGGCUUUAUUUGGAUUGGAUCCGAUCAAAACCUUUGAUGGGAAUAAUCGGGGUCCUCUCAACUCUGAUGGCCAUUACAUCUGCUAUCGGAGUCCUGCUCUGGUUUGACGUUACUUUCGUCGAGAUGUGUUCAGUCAUGCCUUUUCUCAGUUUAAGUAGGUACAAUCAGGCUAAAACACUGUAAUUUUCCCUGUUUUAGCCAUCGGAAUUGAUGAUUCCUUCCUUCUACUCUCUUCCUGGCACAGUACCAACCCCGCAGACAAUGUGAAAACUCGCUUAUCGCAGUGUCUCGGCCAUGCCGCCAGUUCCAUUACAAUUACCUCCAUCACGGACACUCUGGCAUUCCUGAUUGGAUCGAUCGCGCCUCUGCCGGCAGUCAAAUACUUUUGUUAUUACUCCUGCGUGGCUAUUAUAUUCAUCUAUCUCUACACAAUGACUUUGUUUUCGGCUUCUUUGGCCAUCCUUGGAGGCUGGGAAAGAGAGAAAAGAAAUUCCGUUUUUUACGUCAAAACCAAAGAAUACAGUAAAAAAUGUAAGGGAAGUUUGACAAGGAAGAGAUACGACGCUUUGAUUUGGAGAAUUGACAUCAAUUCUUUUAAUUAUUUAUCUAUAAGUGUAUUACAGUAUCCUUAUUUGACCGGACCUUUAACACUGGAAAUGGCGAGAUCCCCCAGAAACAUAAGAAAGUUUGGUAUCAAAUAAUGUUCGGAGAGAAGUUUGGAAGUGUCCUAACAAAGCCUUGGAUUCAAAUACUAGUGCUAAUUUCAUACAUCGUCUACAUUACAUUAACCGCCAUUGGUUUGGAGAGUCUCAAGAUCGGAUUCAAUGUGAGAUUACUCUCCAAAAUACAAUUAACAAUCCCAGGUAACCAACAUUGUCUCGGAAAAUGAAAGUGCGACCAAGUUCUUGGAGCUCCGCCAAAAAUAUUUCGAGACAGACGCCUCCGAAUUCGAUUUAUUGGUCAUGAAUCCUCCAAAUUUGGGAAAUCACACCCAACGGCGUCACUUUUUGAACAUUCUAGAGGAAUUUGAGAGCAACAAAUGCGCCAGAAAUCGAAGUCACACUUCGUUUUGGCUGUUCGAGUAUCAAAAAUAUCUGGAAAAUUUGGGAUUUGAGUCAUUCGACGAUAUUGAUCUGGACAAAGAGGUCAGAAAAAUUGUUGUUAAUAUAUUUAAGAGAAGUUUAGACCUUUGAUCAGGACAUAACUCCCUUCCUGAUGUCGUCGGACAAGUUUUCUUACGAUUACAUACCAAAUAAGGCCUUUCGUUUGACCAUUCAAAUGAAUCCUUUCGAAAAUGAAACUCAGAUCUCGGAAUGCGCCAAAAUUAUUCGGGACGUCUGUAAUAGACAUCCUGAAUACAAACUGACUUCGUUCACCCCAAUCUGGAACCUCGCCGAUCAAUUGGACACUAUGUGGACUCAGACUAUGCAAGAUUUGUACAUAUCUGUUGGUAUGUCAUGGUGCACAUCUCGGUGUAAAUUAUGGAAUGUUUUAGGGGUCAUGGUCGCCAUCUCUCUGUUAUUUAUGCCUGAGGUUAAGUGUGGUCUGGUGAUUGGGACGAGCAUCUUGUCCGUUGGCUUUGGAGUUUUGGGCUUUAUAGAUUUCUGGGAUGUAAAAUUAGAUGCGACUUCGAUGAUAACGAUCGCCAUGAGUGUUGGAUUCAGUGUGGACUUCGCAGCUCACGUUGUCUAUGCAUUUAACGAGCAAGGGGGACAAGUGUAAGUUAAAAAUCAUAUAAACCAUCCUUAAGCUCCCCGGAUAACCGGUUAAAAACUGCGCUGGGGACCGUUGGAUGGCCAAUAUCGCAAGGAACAACGUCCGUCUUUUUCGGGGUUAUCGUCCUCGGAACUAUCAAUAGUUAUAUAGUCCGAACAUGCUUCAAAACCAUAUUUUUAGUGAUCUCUUUUGGUAAGAUUCAAUUAUGUUAUACUAGAUGAUGAUUUAGGUAUAACGCAUGCUCUAAUCUACAUUCCGGUACUUCUCAAUGUAAUCAAUAAGCUCGAAGCUUUUUUAUUCAAUAAAAAGUAA